Molecule: messenger RNA, 591 nt
Organism: Symbiodinium natans
Lineage: Eukaryota; Dinophyceae; Suessiales; Symbiodiniaceae
Source: the annotation of a GenBank genome assembly
AUGGAUUCGGAUCAUGUAGAUCCUUUCCAAGGUGCCGAUGCGGUGGUCCGUGCCCACCUUGUGCAGUCUUUCCGGUUGGCAGCGUCUGCUAAUCGAGCCGAAGGCCCAACAGGUGAGCUGAACAUUUUUCAAGCAGCUGCGUCAGCUGGCUGGAUCCGCCGUGCGGAUUCCGGUCGGGUCGGGCCUUUGGGAGCUUUUCGUGCACUCCUGUUGGGCUUCGACCCCCCGCACUUCAGCUCCAGCACCAUGCAUAACGGGCGUGUUGCUGCCACAGCUCCAUUCGCGGGAAGUUCCCAGCGCACCUUCCAGCCUAGAAGCCGUUCCCCCAGCCUUGCUCUUCGACAUGACCGGUCCACGCACAGGACCCCGCUGCCAGAACGUGACAUGGGUGGCCCCCGUCCGUCAACGGCUCGCAAGCAGAUGCUGUGUCCGCACUGCAGUGCUGGCCUGGUUCCAGAGUAUGUGCCGUUCACGUGCCAGCUUUGUCACUGGCGGUCCUACAAGUACGAUGAAAAAAGCUGGAUGUGUCCGGCCGGCUGCAAUGCUCGUUUCUGCAGGCAUUGCUGCCGCAGCUGCACUGGUACCGUGUAG